This is a messenger RNA of Eimeria acervulina, 1212 nucleotides long. RefSeq names its product tRNA delta(2)-isopentenylpyrophosphate transferase, putative. The record is from RefSeq and is a predicted model, not a curated record. Gene Ontology annotation, biological process: tRNA modification. The transcript is spliced from 11 exons. Bases 1 to 1212 code for a protein of 403 amino acids. Gene Ontology annotation, molecular function: tRNA dimethylallyltransferase activity. NCBI's taxonomy places the organism in Eukaryota, Apicomplexa, Conoidasida, Eucoccidiorida, Eimeriidae. Gene Ontology annotation, cellular component: mitochondrion.
AUGGCGCCGGAGGAGUGUGCAGAAACUCCACCGAAAGUUGUAUUCAUCAUUGGCCCAACGGGAGUGGGAAAGUCUCGUUUGGGUUUAGACAUUUGUCUGGAGUUGAGGAAAAAUGGAAUAAAUGCUGAAAUUGUUAGCGCAGACUCCAUGCAGGUGUACAAAGGAUGCGACAUUGCCACUGCAAAGGCUUCAGCAGCGGAGAGGGAGGCGGUGCCCCACCAUCUGCUGGAUGUCUGUACACCUCAAGAAGCGUUUACAGCAGCAGAUUAUCUAAAAGCAGCGAAGCAAACAAUUCAAACACUUAGCGAUCAAGGAAAACUACCGGUGGUAGUAGGGGGCACUCAGCUGUAUAUACAGCUGCUACUAUGGAAGUCAGCCGUAGAUAUCUCUGCAGAACAACUCCAUCCUCAUGACCGGCGGCGUAUUAUUCGCAGCAUUGAAGUAACGCAGGAGUUUGGGGUGCCGCACAGCGAAGUGAUGAAGGGGGAAAAUAGCGAAAAAUAUGACGCAUGCAUAUUUUGGUUGGACCUGCGAGACCGAGAGGCCCUGGAGAAGAGGCUGCGGCGGCGACUCGAAGUCAUGUGCGAAGGUGGUUUGCUUGAAGAAGUGCGUUGGGUGGCGGCUCAGCUUCAGCUCCGCAGUUGGCCUGCAGCAGCAGGGGGGGCCCCCGAGGGCCCCGUAGAUAAUCUUUUAUCUGUUUCUUCUCCUCUUUCGAAUGACAGUGGUGAUUCAGAAGAUCCAAAAGAUAAGAUAAAGAAAGAAAGCUUUAGGGGAGGGGUCCUUCAAGGCAUUGGGUAUAAGGAGUUUUUUCCUGUUGUGUUGCCUAAAGAAGAAGGAGUUGUAUCAAAUGGAGUUUCUUCUGGAGGUUUAUCUUGCAAAGAAUUACAAGAAAAAGAAAUCAAAGAUUGUUUAAACAUCGCCUUGCUGCGCUCGCUGCAGUACGCAAGACAACAAAGGAAGUGGAUCCGUAAUAAAUUCCUUAUUCGUCAGAAAAACCUUCCCCUUUAUUUCUUUGAAACAAAUGAAGCGGCAGUCGCCGACUGGGAGAAAAAAAUCUGCAACCCGGCACUCCAAAUCAUAAAGGGCUUUCUGGCGGGUGAGAAGUUUUCGGAAGAUUCGGAGUUUGCGGCGGCGAAGCAGAUGCCAGAGUUGUUAAAGUUGAGGGAGGAGGUUUCAGAUAAUGCAGCAGAGACAAACGAAAGCAGCGGGUGA